CGAAAACCAAACUUUCGGCAUCGGUAGGAGAAAAAAAAAUACCGUGGACUUUCCAGCACGACUCUGCACCUGGUCACAAGGCACGAACUACCCAAACCUGACUUGAAACCAAAGUUCCGGACUUUAUAAGAACUGAAGACUGGCCCUCAUCUAGCUCAAACCUCAACCCUUUAGACUUCAAAUAAUGUGCACAAAUCCACAGAUAAUCCACACUUAGUAUUUGAGACACAAGUCGUCAAUAACACGUAAGUUAACAACUUGUCCGGCGUCAUGGAUGUGAUUAGCUUUGCCGGCUAUAUAAGACGACUCGUAAUUCCAUUAUACAUUAGAUUCAGUGAAGCUACGCUAAAAGAAAUGAAGUUCGUCCUCGCUCUCAUCGCUCUGGCUGUAGUGGUGGCCGCCCGGCCAAAUGACGAUCUAUUCUAUGACAAGAAAUACGACAACUUCAACGUUGACGAGAUUAUUGACAACCCAAGACUGCUUAAAGCGUACACAUUCUGUUUUAAUGACAAGGGAAAGUGCACAGCUGAAGGAAACGACUUCAAGAAAUGGAUCCCAGAAAGCUUGCAGACAUCGUGCGGGAAGUGCUCUGAAAAGCAGAAGUAUCUAGUGGCCAAGUUCGUCCACGCCAUCAAGGAUAAGAUGCCUGACGAAUUCGAUAUCCUGCGCAAACUGCACGAUCCCAAAGGGGAAUACACCGAGAACCUUGAUAAAUUCCUCGAAACUUACGGACAUUAAAUUAUGAUUUAACUUAUUCGCUUCAUGAUAAUGUUACCUGUGACUUCAUAAAUAAAUGUCAUUACAGUUUUUGUAAAA
Bombyx mori (domestic silkworm) is the source of this 816-nucleotide messenger RNA. RefSeq names its product chemosensory protein. The coding region runs from base 271 to 738 and encodes 155 amino acids. NCBI's taxonomy places the organism in Eukaryota, Metazoa, Arthropoda, Insecta, Lepidoptera, Bombycidae. The transcript is spliced from 4 exons. The record is from RefSeq and is a predicted model, not a curated record.